AUGUCGACAACGUCUACUAUUUCUCACCACCACGACGCCUACUUUCCUCCAGAGCUCCUCUAUGCUGUGUGCGCCCAUGUCUACGCCUCAUGCCUCCUCCCGGAGAAGCCCUCCCUCGAUCCCCUCAUGACGAACCCAGAUGGGCUCGUACCGACUGGCCAUCCUACAUCCUAUCCUGCAGGAUACACACCUGAGCCCGUCACCCGUCGCACCCUUGCAAACCUCUGCCUCGUCAACCAUGCGUGGUAUGGAGCUGCUAAGCCUUGGCUAUGGCGCAAGCUGGAAGUAAGGCUCCCACGAACAUGGCUCUCGCUCGUCGAGGAGAUUGCGUGGAACUACGAAGAUGAGCCCGUUGAUGCCGUCAUGGGCAAGACCAUCAAAGCUGCCACCGAAGCCGCAAUGCACUCGACCACCGCCAUCAAGUCAGAGGAACUGCGUCUAGUUCUCGACGACCUUGACGGGCCCGACACCUCCAUUUCCCCAGAACUCCUUUCUCCGGUCCCCACCCGCGAUCCAAGCCCCCGCCGCCUGCGCCCCAAGAGCAAGUCCCCUGCCCGUUGGAAAAUAGUGAGGUCGAUUAGCGAUGCGAUCCAGGAUGUAAUUAGCCGCGGGCACCCCGGGAUGUAUGUUCCGGUCCCGAAGGACCCGCGUCCCGGGCGUUUCGUACGCCACCUCGAUUUCAACCACUUCCGGACCAUAGGAAUGCGUCGAUCCGUUGAGGAAGGAGUUAACAGCAGGUUCGUCACCGGCGAUCGAGUCGAAGCAGUGCUCAAGGAAAUGCCGAAUCUCACAGCAUUUGGCGCCACCGAGUACAUGGACGGAGCUCUUAUUCUCCCGGUGUUGAACGAGCUGUUCCUGCGUGGUGCCCCUUCCGGCGGACGAGGCCGCCCCACACGAGGACGUGCGUUGAUGGACACAAAUGAUAUCGAAGAGGAAGAUCGAGAGCGCCGGCGGGACUGCAAGGAUCUUGAAGCCGUCGAUCUGACCGGUUGCGUCAGCGCUGUCUUUGUCAAUGCCUUUACCGAAUUCGUCAACACCCACCUCCUUCCACCUCCUUCCGAAUCUGACUCGGGCUCAGACGACGAGGAUGGCGGCCGUCGUAGUCGCCGUUCUGAUCGUUAUGCCCUCCUUGAACCCCUCCUCUUCCCUGGCCUUCAACGUUUGGGUCUGCGCGGUGUCAAGUCUAUUCUUCCUCGAGUGCUAGGACCCUUCGUAUUGGCCUUCCCUCAUCUAACACAUCUCGACCUGUCCGGCACCCGCCUCACUCCAGAAAUCCUCGACUCUCUCGGCCAAUCUCCCACUCUCCGCCUCAAAUCUCUAGCUUUGGCUCGUUGCAUCAAACUCUCGAGCGAGAGCAUCAGGCGCUUCUUGGUCGAUUCGCCCGUCACCAGCGAGUUGACCGAACUCAAUCUCUACGGCGAUAUGACGUACCAAUCCCCUAUUGUCGCCAACGAUCUCCGCGAUAUCGUCAGUAUGGCGCCAUGUUUCCUCAGCGGCAACCUGGUGUACCUCGACCUCUCCAGCGCUCCGCUCGAUAGGUCCAUUCUGGAGAAGGUUAAACCGCAACCCAGCCUGCGGUCGCUGGGCCUCUCGCAUAUUCUCCACCUCGAACUGAAGGCUGUGACGGAGUUUGUUCGAGACAAAGCCCCGAACGUCGAGAUCCUGGCGUUGGUCAACACGUCUCCCCAGCUCGACUGCGGCAUUCGCCUGCCUGUCGCGGACGUGCGCUCCGCGACGCGCCAGUCCACCCUCGCGCUGCAGUCGCAGGUUAUCCGCCCGCUGUGCCUGCCGCAAUUCUCGUUCAGCGUCACCGCCCCGACAGCACCGAAGCCCCCGGCGACCAGACUGCGCGUCAUCGAGCUGUCCACAGCUAUGCUCGGUGGUCUCGGAGCGGGCGUCGAUUCAUGGAAGAUCAUCCGUAGCAAGGGAGGACGCGGAUGGUACGUCGACACCGCGAGCGGGUGGGUUGCUCAACCGUGCUCUGGACAAGGAAGCACGCUUCGUCGAGACCUCCCGCCCAACCAUCCGCUCCGCAUCGAGAUGUGCAAGCUCUCCGAAGCUAAUGGCAAUGUCAGCAGCGGGGUUGGCUGGCACGCUCGAAAGAUGGAGAUCCUCCAUGGACACGGUAUGCUCGGCCGCGAGGAUGGUCUGUACGGCGCCGUCUCGUUCGCAUACCAAGGGUAA
Molecule: messenger RNA, 2184 nt
Organism: Cyclocybe aegerita
Lineage: Eukaryota; Fungi; Basidiomycota; Agaricomycetes; Agaricales; Hemipholiotaceae
Source: the annotation of a GenBank genome assembly